AUGGCACGACGUUUGGUAUCGUACAGUGACCUUGUUGAUGAAGCCGAUGCGUCUUUGGAUGCGCAUGGGGUGGUAGGUGGAUCAAAGAGAAAGCGUGGACAGGCAGUUGGAGGUUUAAAGCAUUGGGACGAUCCAUCUUCAUCGUUGGACGGAGCAAAGGACGAUGGAGCGGAUCAAGUGGAUGCGAUUCAAGAGGGCUUGGAUGAAGGGACUGGAGAGGGGUAUGUAUGGAAGUACGACGAGUGGGGACGACUUGCAGGGGAUACCACUACUCCCGUCGAGCAAGAUUAUGAUUUCGAUGUGCCGUUUUCCAUCCCAUCACCUCCCCUUGCCUACUCUGACUUCAAAGUGCAAGAGGAUGUGGAAGAAAUCACACACCGCCCUCCUGUUGAGGUGGGAGGAGGCGGUCGAACGCUACUGCACUCGGAAAUCUGGUCGGCCUCGGCCAUUGUCGAUGCAUUCAAAGCCGCACACCACCAGUAUCUCGCACACCACAUCCCCACCAACACCAACGCAGCCCCCGCAUCAGCACUGUGGACACAAGCUCCUCACCACAAAAGCCUCCUUGCACAACAAGUCAAAGCCGACACACUGCAAAUCCUCGCCCAAAACAAACCCUCCUCAAAGUCAAAUCAAUCCUCGACAACAUCACAUCAAUCCACCGCUACCCACGUCCCAGCCGCAGACAUGGACGGAAACACCGCCUGGAAAAAAGCCGUCAAGACAGUCCAAGCCACCCCAAACUCCAUAGGCAGCUCAGAAUGGAACGCAGGCUACAGUGCCGGCUACAACGACGCCCUCAACCAUCUUCCGCCACAGAUCUGA
This is a messenger RNA of Moesziomyces aphidis, 825 nucleotides long. Lineage: Eukaryota; Fungi; Basidiomycota; Ustilaginomycetes; Ustilaginales; Ustilaginaceae. The record is from the annotation of a GenBank genome assembly.